AUGAGACUUAGUUAGAUGUAGACCUUAAGAAGGAAACUCAACUAUUCCAAAUAGAGUAAGAUCAAUACUUAAAAUAAAUUUUAGAUGAAACCUAAAUUUGAUUAUUUUUGGGUUUCUCCUAAAAAAGAUGCUCCAGAUAUUAUUUCAUCGGAAUUUGAAAUCAAAUAAUAUUUUAAUAAAUAAUAAAUUAGUAAAAUAUUCAGAUUUUUGAAUGUCUAGACUAGAUUGAUUCCUUCUACUCCAAACAACCCAAAAGAAAGAGAAAGAUAAAUAGCAUAGUAUAGUAUAGUAUAGUAUAGAGCUCCAGAAAUGUUGGUGAAAAAAUAAUAUUACAGUUGUGAAAUUGAUAGUUGGUUUUAGCAAAAAGGUUUUAAGGACCCUUAUGUUUACUAACAAAGCCAAAAUUAAGUACAAGAUCUUCUUAUUUUCUGGAAUAUCAGAAGAUUUUAUAGUAUUGUUUGGUUUGAAUUCUAAAAAUGAUUCAAUAAAUUCAUCAAAAUAAUUAUAAUUUUCUUAAAAG
Paramecium sonneborni is the source of this 520-nucleotide messenger RNA. The record is from the annotation of a GenBank genome assembly. NCBI's taxonomy places the organism in Eukaryota, Ciliophora, Oligohymenophorea, Peniculida, Parameciidae.